UUAGUUAUGGGCACAGAACAUACCCCCUGGGGGGAUAUUUUGUGGUUAUGAGUUAGUUCGAUUUUAAGUGUCAGGUGGAUUGAGAAAUAAUAAUUAUUGACACUUUUUUAUAUACCAUAGCUGAACCUUUCCUCUAUUCGAAAUCUUUCGAAGUUAUUGGUUUUUGUACGCGGGUUUAACGUUCUUUGAAUUUGGUGCACUAGAAAUCCAUCUUAUUUAACCACAUUGUUCGCUCCUAACCUCAAUAAUCAAUCUCGAUUUACGUCUCUAUUUACACUGGAAUGUUGUUUACCAGUGCCAGCAGAUCGAAGAAAUGGAUGUUCUAGACACGCAUUCCCUGGUUCUGGAUGUGUUAAAUCGAGCAUCCAGCCAGGAUCCUCAAAUUUUAAAACCCGCUGAAGCGAAACUGCGUGAAUGGGAAACCGAACCAGGUUUCUACACUGUUCUCAAUAACGUCAUCUCCAAUCACAGUCUAGAAGUGAAUGUGCGAUGGAUGGCAGUUUUGUAUAUGAAAAAUGGAAUCGAUAGAUACUGGCGGAAGAACGCCCCUCAUGCCAUAUCUGAAGAGGAAAAACAGUGUGUUAGGCAGAACCUAUUAACCGACUUUAUGGAGCCAAUUAGUCAAAUCGCUGUGCAGCGCGCAGUGAUUAUAGGCAAAGUGGCUCGUCUGGAUUGCCCCAAAGACUGGCCCCAAUUAUUCCCCACUCUGUUGCAAGCUGUGGAAACUUCAGACAAUUUAAUGCAACAUCGAGCAUUGCUGACUUUACACCAUGUAGUAAAAACUAUUUCCUCCAAAAGGCUGGCAGGUGAUAGAAAGCAAUUUCAGGAGUUCACCAACCAAAUAUUUGCGUACGUGUUUAAUCUUUGGAACAGAUUCACCGACAGCUUUAUUCAGAGCAUAAUACAAGGAGAAAAUCCUGAACUGUCUCAAAUUCAUCUUGAGAAAGCACUUCUGACACUUCGAAUUUUGCGAAAGUUGUCCAGUUUCGGCUUUUUCAAGCCACACACCAACAAAUACUGCAUGGAUUUUAUGAAUAUGAUUUUUCCCAAAACCAGAAGCAUGUUGAUAUGUUAUAAGGAAAUGAAGAGCAAAAGAUAUCAGCAUAUGGAGAAUUGUGAAAAAUUCAUUAUACAUUUGACAAAAGUGCUUUUGUCUAUGCUGGAUUUCCACCCAUUGUCUUUUAUUGACUUGAUUCAACCCACUUUAGAACUAUGUGUGUUUUACCUAUUUACUGACGAAGGAAUCGUUUUCUUAUUUCAACGCUUCGUUAUACAAUGCUUCAAUCUGAUCAAGGACAUUUUAUUAUGCUCUGAAUAUCGAGCGGCCAAGCCUCAAAAGAUUGUUGUAACUACGGAGGGUUCAAGAGGCUAUGCUAAUAUUCAAAGCUUCUUCACUCCGGAUGCAAUUGCAGACAUUUGCAGAAAAUUAGUGGGACAUUAUUUCGUUUUAACGCAAGAUGAACUGGACGCAUGGGACGCCGAUCCGGAGGCCUUUUCCAAUGACGAAUGUGGCGACAGUUGGAAAUAUAGUUUAAGACCCAGUAUGCAUACAGUGUUUGUAACCAUUUUUCACGAAUACAGAGAAGUUUUAACCCCUGUGAUAUUAGAAAUGAUAAGUACAACCAACGUGAUUGUACCACCUGAAGAUAUGCAACGGAUUUUAAGGAAGGAUGCCGUUUAUAAUGCUGCAGCUUUAUGUGCGUUCGACUUGUACGAUGAGGUUGAUUUCGAUCAAUGGUUCACUAACACUUUGGUAAACGAGCUGAAAAUCAAACAUGUAAACUACAGAUUAAUCAGGAGAAGGGUGGCCGUUUUAAUUGGCCGAUGGACGGGCAUUAAAUUAUCCGUCGAUCUUAGACCCGCCCUGUAUGAAUGUGUUAUUGGAUUAUUGCGACCCGAAGAAGAUAUGGUUGUUCGAUUGACUGCGGCAACGACUCUCCGGUAUGCAAUAGACGAUUUUGAGUUCAACGGGGAACAGUUUAAGGAUUAUAUGUUCAAUGCAUUUGAUUUGCUUUUUACACUAUUAAAGGAAGGCAGUGAGUGCGAAACUAAGAUGCAAAUCUUAAACGUUAUGUGCUUGCUGUUGGAAAGAAUGGGCUCCAAUAUAGUUCCUCACUCAAAGACUUUCGUUCAGUACCUGCCGCAUUUGUGGCAGGAAUCGGAGGAUCACAAUAUGCUAAGAUGCGCUAUAGUUGCCACUUUGGCUGAAUUUGUUAAAGCCUUUGGGAGUGUUCCAGAGGAUUUGACUCACUUUUUGUUACCAAUCAUCCAAAUGGGCACCAACACCAAUGAAAGUUCUAUAGUGUAUCUGUUAGAAGAUGCUUUGGAUUUAUGGACGGCGGUGCUGGAAUAUUCACCCACGAUGACUAACGAGUUGAUGCAACUUUUCAACAAUAUGCCUUCUCUGCUAGAUUAUACUACCGAAACAUUGAGAACCUGCCUGUAUAUUUCGUUGGUGCAUCUACUGUUGGCCCCCGAGUGGGUGAUGCGGAGCCAAGGAAAUCAACUGAUGUCGAUCUGUGUCAGUCUCAUGAGCGACUUGAAGAAUGAAGGUGUAGUCAUGUUGAUGAGAUUGGUAGAUAGUUUUAUUCGGGCUAUUCCUGGAUUGGGAAGCGAAACUGUCAUGCCAAUUUUGCCGAAAAUUUUCGAUCGAAUCUAUGAAGGAGAAGAGUACCCGCUAGUCAUGUCGAUGUUUAUGUGCAUUUUCGGCAGAACAUUAUUAAGUUCGCACGAAGUGUUCGCCCGAGUGAUUGCGGAAGUAGCGCGCGAUAAGAACGAGAACGAGCAAGUUACCCUGAUAAAAAUUUUCGAUAUUUUCUUAACCCGAAUGUCCAAUGUUGCCCAAUUGGAUCAAAGGAAAUUAUUAGGAUUAACGCUGACUAAUUUCCUUACCACCCAGUCGACGCCAAUCUUGCAACGUUUCAAUAAAAUCAUGUCUAAUAUUGUGGAGGUUCUGAACGACAUCAGCAAAGCGGAAGAUGAUGGCGCUUAUGUCGACACGCUGGUUUUAUUGGAGGGUCAAAGCCCCAGUCACUUUGAUGAGUAUGGCAGCUGUUAUGAAACUGAUCACGACCAAAGAAAGAAACAGCUAAUUUUGAACGAUCCCGUGCAUACAAUUGUUCUAAAGGACUAUCUGCAGUCUCAGGUUUUCGCUCUCCGUGGACAGUUAGGACAACAAUACGAAGAACUAAUCCGAAGCCUAGACGCGGCCGUAGUAAGCCAAUUAAAAGAAUAUAUCACUUUUUAGGUAUUUUAUUUGACUAAUUUCUAAAUUUUCUUUUAUCGCCUGCCUGAGUGCUUGCUUGUGUACGCAAGUGGAAACUACUAAGGAAGGUUGUUGAUUUAGUAAUGUCCAAACAUGUUCCGUUAAAUGUAAUAUUUCAAACUAGUUUUAUUUUACUAUACUCUGUAUAAAGAUUGAUCCGAGCGGACAUUAAAUAUUUUAAAUUUUA
Dendroctonus ponderosae (mountain pine beetle) is the source of this 3452-nucleotide messenger RNA. Its product is annotated as importin-11. NCBI's taxonomy places the organism in Eukaryota, Metazoa, Arthropoda, Insecta, Coleoptera, Curculionidae. Bases 314 to 3247 code for a protein of 977 amino acids. The record is from RefSeq and is a predicted model, not a curated record. Gene Ontology annotation, molecular function: small GTPase binding. Gene Ontology annotation, biological process: protein import into nucleus. Gene Ontology annotation, cellular component: cytosol; nuclear envelope. The transcript has 15 exons.